AUAUGAAAAAUAGAUUCCUACAACUUAAAUAAAAACUUAAUAAUUGGAAGUGGAUUGAAUGUCAAGUAACUCUCCACUCUCAAACUAACUAACUAGAAUCCUAUCGUCUUCUUGAAACCAACUAUAAAAUGAUGUAAGAUUGUAAAGUUGUUGAAGAAUCACUCCAAUUCAAUAUACAAAUGUAGAAAUCUUUCAAUUUCUCAAAACGUAUAGGGUGGAAUUGGCACAAAAGCUGGAAACUUCCAGAAAUCAUUGUUAAACCCAUUCUAAAUAGUUAUAAAUUAUAUACUAAAGGCUUAAGAUGCAGAUUGAUUUGUGGCUAUGUUGAGGAUGUAUCUACAAUUCGACAAGUUGAACUAGAAGGAAAUACAGAAAAACUAUAUACUGAAGACAUCCAAGGCUUUUAAUUCGAAAAUAUUAAGUUCAGUUCAACUUCGUAUAAGCUGGAAGUUUUUACUUAUCCAUAUUUUUAGGGUGUCCAUUUUCAUGUCAUAAUUGAGAUCUAUAGGCGAGAUGACAUCUUCUCAACCGAAAUAACAAUUAAAUCAGUCAUCUCUCCUCCGAUUUUUGUCGAUUCAAGGAAAGCUGCCAGAAAUACCAAGAGAUUUGAUUAUUAGAAAAUAAUGUCAUUGAUUCAGCCUUUUCAUCCUUUCACUCUCAAAAAAUAACUUAUUGUUAGAUCUGAUAAAUCGAAAAUAUUAAAAAUAGAAGAUACUCUUGAAGGAAUUAACAACUAUUUAAUGGCUUAAAAUAUUAGAAAUAAGUGUAGGCACCCUUACUUUCUAGCCCUAAAAUUUAGAUCAGUCUUUGAUCUAUAUUAUAAUUCGAAUCAAUAUUCUUCUCAAUUGAGUUUAGAACAAUUACUUGUUAGAAUAUAAUAAUGCUUAGUUGAAAGUUUGAAUUCGCACUAGAAUCAAUAAGUCUUAUUGUUAAAGAUGAAGUAUUCCAAUUACAGUGAACUUGAUAUUGGAUUCUUUAGUAAUAAUUUGAGUCAAUUAUAAAAUAAUGUCAUACAAGUUGUUGUUAGUGCUUAAAUAGAUAAGAAUUGGAUAAAAAUCAAUGCAAAUGAUUUAAAUACUAUAUAUGCAGAGAAGUAUUCAAUGUUUCCAAGGGUUUCAUCCUCAGAUUAGAUGUAAAUGAAAUAAUAUUUUGACAUAUCGUCGGAUGAAAGUGACUCAGAAGUUUGUUGUCAAAAUGAUGUAAUUCAUUCUCUUGAUUAUAAUAAUAGGAAUAAAUUGAAUUGGGUAAAUAAUAAAAUCUACUGGAGUUUUAUGAAACAAAAAUAGAGAUCCAAAAAAAGAAAGUUUGUCUAUGA
Molecule: messenger RNA, 1315 nt
Organism: Paramecium octaurelia
Lineage: Eukaryota; Ciliophora; Oligohymenophorea; Peniculida; Parameciidae
Source: the annotation of a GenBank genome assembly